GCUCCAUGAAUGGCCAUUUUGCCACUAUUUUCUGACUGCAGGGGGUGACCCCAGCAAUUUAGAUAAUCCAUUAACAACUAAUUGUCUCCUCCUACCCUGUUGCUUGGACAAACAGCCUGAUGGGGGGAGGUCAUGUCCUGCUGACCUAUAAAAGUGCGUGGAUUCCUUCAGCGCUGACCACACUCUCACUGGCACUUUUAAGCUUUGGGUUUUUGCUGUGGAGGUAUUCUCGCUUUCUCUUUGACUCAUUUCUUUUUGAGUUAUUUUUUUUUUGUUUAUUCUUUUUGUGUGGUUUGGAGAUGUGUGGAAAUCUGUGGUUGGUCUGUUUGUGUCUGUCCUUUUAUGGGACGGAAGCACGUAUAUGGGCCUGGAUGCUGAACAUGCCUCACAGUCCUCCCAAAGAAGGAGCAAAAGCACUCAGGCAGAGCGCUCCUGCUACCAAACCAGUCAUGGCUGCAUGCGACCAUGACAGAGCUUGUGGAAGGGGUUUCUCGUGUGAUCGCCACUUUGGCCUUUGUGUGCCUCUAAGAGGGGAGGGUCAUUACUGUCGGAGGGAUGCGCAGUGUGUUCGUGGACUUAGCUGCAUGUUUGGGAAGUGCCACCGCAGCAUUCCUGAUGGACAAGAGGGUGCCAGAUGUAAAGUCGACAGAGACUGCGGAGCAUCCAUGUGCUGCGCCCGGCAUCAUGGUGAGCAAGUGUGCAAAAGAAGACUGAUUCAUGGCGAGAGCUGUUACGUGCCUGAUGGUGGCCUGGCAUUCAGCAUCAACCAGAUUUGUCCGUGUGAUGAGGGCUUACUGUGUCGUGAACAAAAACUCCGGAGAGAGAGGGAUUUUAUAUACCAGCCAGAACAAGCAAGCUGGACCUGUCAAGUGCCCCACCAUUGAUACCGUUAAAAACACAAGUCCUAUUUACUGUGUAAACAAAUUGUUUAUAUAUAUAUAAAUAUACAUGUAUAUAUUUCUAAAUAUCUGUAUAGUUAUUUGCUCAUAUUGGAGACUUU
Messenger RNA from Archocentrus centrarchus (flier cichlid), 1000 nucleotides. Its product is annotated as dickkopf-related protein 3-like. The record is from RefSeq and is a predicted model, not a curated record. Gene Ontology annotation, molecular function: co-receptor binding; receptor antagonist activity. The transcript is spliced from 4 exons. Lineage: Eukaryota; Metazoa; Chordata; Actinopteri; Cichliformes; Cichlidae. Gene Ontology annotation, cellular component: extracellular region. Gene Ontology annotation, biological process: multicellular organism development; negative regulation of canonical Wnt signaling pathway. The coding region runs from base 120 to 884 and encodes 254 amino acids.